AUGUCAUCGAAACCACAGGAAAACGCCAAGCCAGAAGCACAGGUCCCUCAGCUCAGCGGACUCGAGGAGGACGACGAGUUUGAAGAGUUUGCCGCCCAAGACUGGAACGAAGCUGAGGAAGAGAAAGACGCACAUCAAUGGGACGAUAACUGGGAUGACGACGACGUCGAGGAUGACUUCUCGCAGCAGCUCAGGGCAGAGCUUCAAAAGUCAAGCGCGAUGAAGGCAUGA
Messenger RNA from Linnemannia hyalina, 231 nucleotides. NCBI's taxonomy places the organism in Eukaryota, Fungi, Mortierellomycota, Mortierellomycetes, Mortierellales, Mortierellaceae. The record is from the annotation of a GenBank genome assembly.